UGGGCAGCUGAGGGCCUUGAUGAGAUGACCUCUUCCCCUUUCCUCUGAGGUCCAGGGAAAUUGCUAGACACUACGGAGCUCCCGCCCAAUGGAUCCCAAGCUAAGAAGAAUGGUGUGCUCGCUCCUGGCUUACCUGGUGCUGCUCGAGGGGGGCAUGUUCUCGCCGUCCUCACCACCCUCCGGGCUGCUCGGGAAGGUCUUCCAGUACAUCGAUCUCCACCAGAAUGAGUUUGUGCAGAUCCUUAAAGAGUGGGUGGCUGUUGAGAGCGACUCGGUCCAGCCCGUGCCCCGCCUCAGACAAGAGCUCUUCCGAAUGAUGGCCCUGGCCAUGGACAAGCUCCGGGGCCUGGGUGCCAGCGUGGACUCCGUGGACGCGGGUUUUCAGCAGCUGCCUGACGGUCAGACUCUCCCAGUACCUCCCAUCAUCCUGGCCGAACUGGGAAGUGAUCCAAAGAAACCCACUGUGUGCUUCUACGGCCACUUGGACGUGCAGCCUGCCAGACAGGAAGAUGGGUGGCUCACGGACCCGUACACGCUGACGGAAGUGGACGGAAAGCUUUAUGGACGAGGAGCAACAGACAACAAAGGCCCUGUUUUGGCAUGGAUUAACGCCGUGAGCACCUUCAGAGCCCUGGGGGAAGAUCUCCCCGUGAAUGUCAAGUUCAUCAUUGAAGGGAUGGAAGAAGCCGGUUCGGUUGCCCUAGAGGAAAUGGUCGGGAGAGAGAAGGACAGGUUCUUUUCCAACGUCGACUACGUCGUGAUUUCUGACAACCUGUGGAUCAGCGGGGGGAAGCCGGCCCUCACCUACGGCACUCGAGGGAACAGCUACUUCCGGGUGGAGGUGAAGUGCAGAGAUCAAGAUUUUCAUUCCGGAACCUUUGGUGGUAUUCUCCACGAACCAAUGGCUGAUUUGGUCGCACUUCUUGGCAGCCUGGUGGACUCAUCUGGCCAUAUUCUGAUCCCUGGAAUCUAUGACCAAGUGGCCCCUCUUACUGAAGAGGAGAGAAAAAUGUACGAAGCCAUCGAUCUGGACCUGGAAGAAUACCGGAAUAGCAGCCACGUUAAGAAGUUUCUGUUUGACACCAAGGAGGAAAUUCUAAUGCACCUGUGGAGGUACCCAUCGCUGUCAAUCCAUGGGAUAGAGGGUGCGUUUGAUGAGCCUGGAGCUAAAACCGUCAUCCCUGGCCGAGUUAUUGGAAAAUUUUCAAUCCGUCUGGUUCCUCACAUGAAUACAUCUGUGGUGGAAAAACAGGUGAAGCAGCAUCUUGAAUAUAUAUUCUCCAAAAGAAAGAGCUCCAACCAGAUGACCGUUUCUAUGACGCUGGGACUACAGCCGUGGAUGGCGAACACUAAAGAUAAACAGUACCUCGCGGCAACGAGAGCCGUCAGAACCGUGUUUGGAACAGAGCCAGACAUGACCCGGGAUGGCUCAACCAUACCGAUUGCCAGAAUAUUCCAGGAUAUCAUCCAGAAGAGUGUGAUGAUGCUCCCACUGGGCGCCGUUGAUGAUGGGGAACAUGCUCAGAAUGAGAAAAUCAACAGGUGGAACUACAUAGAGGGAUCCAAGUUGUUUGCUGCCUUUUUCCUAGAGAUGGCUAAGCUGCAUUUGUAAUGACAGGAACCUUCCAGCUUGGAGCUGACCUACUGACAAGAUACCCUCCCCUGCAGCCCUGGUUGGGAGUAGAAUCUAAAUAUCCAGAGAACUUCAGUCCAGGAAAUAAUGUGUUCCCUCCCAUUUAUAAUGUCUCUGUACAUUUGGGCCAAUAAUAAAGGGCAGACAGUGGAAAUGGUAUACUGCCCCCAGGGCACACCCUCUCUAAAGUCACAGCUACAAACACCUCCCUCAGUGCAGCUGUAGGAGCCCCGGAAGUGGCCUCACUCUUUCCUUGGAGCACAAGGACAGUUCUUCCAUUAGACCCUCCAGGCGCUUUGAUGGGCCUGAUCACUCCAGUGUGCUUUUUGAUUCUGGGGGUGCUUAUGACAUACGCAUUCCAUGUUUCUAUCACACUUGCUUUUAUGACACAUUCCUUUUAUUAGUAAAACUGUUGGUCCCACCAACUGGCUACCAUCAUUUCCCUGUGGGUUCAUUUCUAAAGGAGUCACUAAAGCGCAAUGCUCUCUUAACCUUUUGCUUCCCCUUCAUUGAUUUUGCGUUGCUGCUUGGAAAGUUCUGGAACACAAACGGUCAGUAGCCAUAUCCGUAUGCCAUUUGGGAUUCCCUUUGUGAAGAUGAGUACUUUUCAACUUCAAGGCUCUUCACCUUCUCUGGGAUUGAUGCCAACUGACCACUGCUCCUGCACCCUCUUCCUUCUCCCUACCCUAGCCUCCCAAACAUCUGUGCACAUGUAAAGUCACCACAGCAGAAUCAAUCCUGAUAGAAUCUCUUUCACCCCGUUGGAAUUUAACUCAGUGACUACAUCCAAAUUGCUCAAAGCUUUUAAUAGCAUCGGUUUUAGAUAGAGAACAAAUCUAAUCAGCCCUGACAUCAGUAACACAUUCUAAAUUUAAAGCCAUCAGCUAAUGCUGCGUUUAGUCAUCAUUUUAGUUAACCAUCUUGUUUGCCUUGAUUGCAUUUGAUGGUGUAAACAAACAAACAAAAAGAAUGUAAUUUUUCUACAGUUGAGUGUAUAUAAACAAAUCAAUUCAAUCUUUAUAAAUUCAUUAUUUAAAUCACAUAAAUGGAGAAGAAUUUAAGAGUUUAUUAAGAAUGUUUCUCUUAGGAUUCCAAAUAAAAUCAAAGCAUAAUACAUUUAA
Molecule: messenger RNA, 2754 nt
Organism: Suricata suricatta (meerkat)
Lineage: Eukaryota; Metazoa; Chordata; Mammalia; Carnivora; Herpestidae
Gene: CNDP1
Product: carnosine dipeptidase 1
Exons: 12
Coding region: 89-1612 (507 amino acids)
Biological process (GO): proteolysis
Cellular component (GO): cytosol
Molecular function (GO): metallodipeptidase activity
Source: RefSeq, a predicted model, not a curated record